AGCUGUUUCGCAUCUAGAAUUAAAGUUGAUCUCAGCUGUCUCGAAUGUUCCCGGCUUAUCCGAUUGUCGACGUAGAUUAACCGGCCCGAGGGGUGUUCACGCUCACUCACACUAGCUCUGGUGUACUUACAGCGUUCGCUGGAAAUGGCAUAUGACUCCGAGCACGUCGUCCUUGGGGUCAAUGUUACCGUGUGUACCCGCCCCAACCGAAGAAGGAUAGGCGCUAAAAGCGCAAUGGGAAAAUUGAGGAAGACGGCAGUGGCAAGACUGCAUUCCAUCUUGCCUGCACAGUCUGGUCCGGAAAAUUGAUGACACCUUGAAAAUGCCACAGAAUGGCCGAUUGCUGUCGGAACGAAUGGUACCUUCUUCUAUCAGUUGCCGUAAGAAUUUGGAUGAUGGGUAGAGCGAAACGUUCCAUUUUUCCCCAGUCAAAGCCGAAAUCGGCACGAACUCGAGCCUAACCCUGGAGCUGUGGUGUGGUCCUUAAGAAAUGAAAAGAUAUGAAGUACUGAAGCAAGCUGAACAACGGACACACUUCACCUUAAGGAGCGGCCAACGAAUGGAGCGAAUCUUGAGCUGAAAAAUGCGCAGCUUUCCAGCUGCUAUUUGAGCGGAUGAGUAAAACAUACGCAAAAAAAAGCUUCCUUACUUCCGAACACAUCGAGUGUGAGAAAAAUGAGUAGAAAACAAAACACAAAAAAAAAGUUCCAACCAAGUUCAUUGCAUAUCGAAGGAAGAAAACUAAGCGAUCGGAAUAUACGAAGCCACGGUACGAGUUCCUCCAAAAACUUUAGAAUACCCGCUGCGGAAAAGAGACCAGUGCAGAGCAAGUUUUCCACACCAAACUCCGUAAGAAAUCGUGAGACGGAAGAUUUGAUGAAAAAUGCAAAAGAAAUGCGCGAUUCGAAGACGUACCUUUCUGGAAAAGGAUUCCUCCUUCGUUGGUUUCCGGCGCGUGCGAGAAGAUUGGAAGACGAAAGCUUCGCGUUGUAGCCUGGUUAGUAGGAAGUGAAUGGAAACCGGAAGAACACGGUGGAAAUGAUCGGUGAGGAAAAACGGGUCCACCAUGAAUCGAAUGAAUUUGAUUGGUUUACGGAUCGCGUAAGACCGGCCAGAACGAAACGCACCAUGAGUGGUAGCUAUCUUCGUCUAAUGCAAUGCGGUCGAACGAAACAGCACCAAAACAAUUGAUGGUUUUUACCAUCCCGGAUUAUGGUUGCCUAAGCGAGAAGGUAUACGACAUUCGACGAAAAACGGAGGAUGGAAUUCCUUGCGCGCCCCGGAAGCAGGGAAAUUUGAGACGUCGUUUUCCAUCGCGUGCAGCAAGUAGGGGAAAAACUGUAUCGGUUUGCUGGUCGGUUUGUUUUUUCCCACUUUUAUUACUGCUCGUGCGCAAUAAAAUACGAUCGAGCGCAGAGGAGAAUCCAACUCCCUGGCGGUACCGCUGAACUGCCGCGUGAUUCUUCUCACAAAACCGACCGGGUGCGUCCUUUGUCGGGGAUAGGGGAAAAUUUUUCAUACGAACCGUGUGCCGUGCCGUGUACGUGGCUUUGAUCAUUUCGGAUGAAAUGUAAACAAACGAUGCGAACGGGAGAGCGAACGAUGAUGACUGCUUGGAUGCUGCAAAUGCUUUCUCUCGGGAAGCGUAAUUUUCCCAUUCUGUUUAUGCCUUCAGAUUUGACAUUUCCAAAAGUAAACACGGAGAGUAUCAUCGGCCGCGUGUCAAACCACGUUGCUGCUGAGAUCGAUGAUAGCUGAUGAUGAUGAUGAUGAUGCUGACGAUGAUGCCGCUGACGAUGGGUGGUGUUUGCCGCUCCGGAUACACAUGUGCGGUGGGUCGUUCAGCGCAGUGCGCUCGGAUGGAUGCGGUACACGGAAUGCGUUUUCAGUGUUGUCUCGGAUGCAGCGUCGUGCGGAAGCCAAAUUUCCCGUCAAAGCUGUCACGGUGUUGUGCGGAUCUGUGAGUUGGAUAAGCGAACCAGUCCGUGUACCAGUGCUAGUGAACCAUACACGUAACGACCGAUAACGAUCAGCCAAUUGGAAACAAAUCAAAUUAUCGAUAAUAUCAGAACGGAAAACAACUCGAAACGUAUUUCGAUUUGCGGAAAGUUCGUCCGGCAAAGAUAGUGUUGUAGAGCAAAUAGAUUUAGUGGCGAACGAAAGUGGAAAACUACAGGCAAAGUGGGAAUGUGUAAUUUUGUGGCUAAAAAUAUACAACAUUAGUGCAUGCAUGAGACACAAAUGUUACUUCAGUGAUCGUGCUGUGAACGAAUGUUAAUAAGAGGACGCAACCUGUUACAAAUGGAAAUGCAGCUUAUUGUCUGAAUUCGAGCAACACGAUUAAAAGUGAGUUCUCGAAACAUUUAAAGCGUUUUAUGCAUAAUUGAUCGUACUUGAGUUGUCUAGCUCUGGCAAUAUUGUAAGGCACAAGUGGAAUUUUUGUGUAAAAAUAUAUUGCUUGAAACACAAUUUAUAGGUCGAAAUAUUUUACUGAAAUUGCACUUUGAUCGCAACACAUUAAAAGAUCGUGAUCGUGUGAAUACUGAUCGUUAGUGGUGUUUUCCAAUUAGUUGUGUAUUUUGACGUGGUGCAUAUUUAACAAACCAGCUAAAGUAGCAGUUUUGGGGAUUGGUUUACACCAACAAGGAUGGCCCCCUUUGACGGUGCGGGGGCCUUCCUGAUGAUGGCCACCCUUUUGCCGGUGAAGUUACUGCUGAUUGGCCUGUUGGCUCACGAUGGACUCGGAAGUCCUGCGCCUUCAUCCAACACAGGCAUGGUAGCGAAUGCCGUGCUGGAAGACCCAGAGUUUACGGAUGUCAUAGAGAAUAUAACUGUGCCAGCAGGACGAAAUGUAAAGUUGGCAUGCUCGGUGAAAAAUCUCGGAUCGUACAAGGUUGCGUGGAUGCACUUCGAGCAAUCGGCCAUACUGACGGUGCAUAAUCACGUCAUCACGCGAAACCCGCGCAUCAGCGUUACCCACGAUAAACACGACAAACACAAAACGUGGUUCCUGCACAUCACCAAUGUGCAGGAGGAGGACAAGGGCCGGUACAUGUGUCAAAUCAAUACGGUGACGGCAAAAACGCAGUUCGGCUAUCUGCAUGUUGUGGUGCCUCCGAAUAUCGAUGACUCCGUAUCGUCGAGCGACGUGAUCGUGCGUGAAGGUGCCAACGUAACGUUGCGCUGUAAAGCAACCGGAAGUCCACCACCAUCGAUAAAGUGGAAGCGAGACGAUAACACAAAAAUUGCCAUCACUCGUAACAACAGUGUAGUCCUCGAAUGGGAAGGAGAUGUACUGACGCUGUCCCGAGUGUCGCGGUACGAUAUGGGCGCAUACCUGUGCAUAGCAACGAACGGUGUACCGCCAAGUGUUUCGAAGCGUAUUAAAGUCAGUGUUGAUUUUCCACCCAUGCUGUGGAUAUCUCAUCAACUGGUCGGCAUUCCGGUCGGCUACAACGUGACACUAGAAUGUAAUAUAGAAGCUCAUCCUACCUCACUCAACUACUGGACGCGAGAAAACGAUCAAAUGAUACACGACUCCAAUAAGUACAAAACAGAAACAAUUCCCGGCAAUCCUUCGUAUAAGUCAGUGAUGCGGUUGCACAUAGGGGAAGUGCAACACAGCGACUACGGGAUUUAUAAAUGCAUCGCUAAAAAUCCUCGCGGAGAAACGGAUGGAAGUAUCCGAUUGUACUCAUCUAGCCCUCCAACAACGAUACCACCCUCGACAACAGAAAGUAUUACGACAACGGUACCAUCAACACGAGUUUAUGAAUCACCCUACGGUUUGUCGACGAUGACGAUAAACCAUUUUGAUAAAGGUAUUCGCUACCAGUCCGACUACAAUCAGAUAGAUCGCUCCGAGCAUAAAUCCAGUGAUACGAGUCCAAAUCGUGACCGAUCUGUGGACGAAUCUGCGGAAGUAAAUGGAGCUACAUCAUCAUUCGUUAGAUGGACAACGCUGUUCACGCUAAUCUUGCACAUGUUACUGCUGCUACACCAGUGACGGUGACUUUCAUCAUUCAGUUCCGUUGAUCGGUCUAACGGCGUGCAGUGAGCGCGCCUUGUUGAGAUGUUGUUUACGUUAUGUCCCCACAGACACGAGGUGAAGCUAGGGAUUUUCUUUUUAUCAUGGUCUCAUGGUUACGUGCAAUACGCCAUUUAGUAGUAAAAGUAGCGCCAAAGAGAAUACUCUAUUCCACAGCAUUUUGUACUAGAUUUAUGCAGUUUAUUUUGUGCCCCAAAAGCGUUUCGUACUCCACGUACUGGUAGUUAAGUUUGAAGUGCAUUGCGGUAGUGCAGCCGGUUGUGUUAUUCCUCCUCAGCGCGAAUCGAUGCAGAAUUAACGAAACGAGUGAGCUGUUGUGGUUUAACUAGAGAUUGUAUGCUAAAAGUAUGCUCCUUUGGCAUGGAAUUGGGUUAGAAUUGUUGUAUCGCAGGAAAAUGAUCGAUGGCAAGAAAGCAAGCAUCUACUUACCACCACACACAAUGCAGGCACAAAUCGUUGGAUAGUAUGUACAUUAAAUAUGCCUUAAUCUAGAAGGGUUAGGAAAUUGUAACAGGUGGUUUAUUAUAAAAAACAUAAAAAAUUAAACAACACUGCGCUGCACCGAACAAUCUGUAUGUAGUGUAAAUUUGAAACAAGCAUUAUUUUCUACGCAAAGAAAUUAAACCACUCAAAAUGGUUUAUUUAGUUUUGGGGACAAAAAAAAGUUGUCCCAUAAAGAUCCAUUUGUUCACCAAUAUGCCAUUAUUUCGUACCGAUUGGUCGUUACGUUACUGCUCUCUUUUAUUAACUCCCCUUGCGAGUUCUGUUUGCCUCUGGGCAAAGAAGCAAAUUUAACAGUCGUCAAAUAAAAUUGUGUUUUUAUCUUGCGAUCUCACAUCGCUCCAUUGCUCGCGCCCUAUUUGGGGUUGCGCACCCGCUCGGGGUUGCUUUUCGCCAUUGCAUAACGAUCGAAUUUAUGCGGCACGAACGACAUACGAACAUACUUUGCGAUUUUGUUUUACGAGCGCAGUUAGAAGCCAAAUCGUCCCCAUACGUUUUUCUUCUCGUGUGACUCAGUAGAACCAAAAAGAAGGUGGGCAAAAAAAAAGGAUUGAGUUGUUGUGUAUGUAUCCAUUUGGUUGGCUUUGAAAAAAUGCUUUGGUUUGUAGCAUAUUACGCGAUUUAGUUGAUGUGGAUGUUGAGAAAGAGAGAUAGAAAAAAAACAACUUAACAUUAACAAAAACCACUGAUAAAAUGCAGGUAACGAAAGCAGUUUGCUAGUAGAUGUCGAUGAAAAUCAAACACAUCAAUUACGAUUCGUGGUUUCGGGGGAUGGUAGUCGUAAAUCAAUCAAACUAAUCAUAAGCUACUCGUUACAAUACUUCUGAGCAGAAACACUAUUGGAUGCAGCAGCAUGUAGCAAACAAGCCGAAGCUACAUGCAAUCGCCAAUUUAGCAUGCCGAUGGAUUAAUGUUGAAACGAAUCAAACUGUAUCGUUGUAUAAUAUUCGAAAACAAAGUUGUAAUAGAUAAACAAACGGGCACUUUUGAGGGCUGCAGAGAUGAACAUCAAAAGUCAGUUUUACACGAACUGCUACAUGAGCUAAACCUAAAAAAACUGUUAAACCUAAAUGCAAAGUAGGUAAAUGGGCAUUUGUAUCCUAGCAUGAGCUUGGAAGAAUAAAUCCAAAUACAAUAGUGAAAAGAAUUUAAAAGAAACCCAAUGCAAAAUCAAACAAUAAAUCAAACUUUUUUGCAAAACCCCAAAUCAUUACCACAGCGAGCUAACUAACCAACGAAGUUUAAAAAAAAAACAACACACGCAAAUAAAAACACAGAAACAAAACACGAGUUUCCAUUGGUGUAUGGUUACCGAACUAUGCUGUAAGCUAAACAUUAGUUUCUUAUUAGAACAUUUCAAUGCACCCCCUAUCCUAGCCCCAUAGGUGGACAGCGAACGCAUAUACUAAAGCAAAAAUGAAUACAAAUUACUCGUAAUACUCCGUAGACGCAUGGUGUGUGUGCAUGCGAUAAGUUAAGCAAACAAACAAAGUAAACGAAAAAUCACAUACACACUGGAAAAUUCAACCGUGGCAGCACUAGCAUUAAAUAGUACAUUGCGAAAUAUUGUUUCAUAGCUAGAAGAAAAUUGAGUGACGAUAAACCAGUGAACGACAAAUGUUAUCAGAAUGUAAAAUUCAAACACUCAAUGAACGUGCUGUCGGGACGGGGAGGCAAACAAGCAGGACAAGGGACAAACCAAAACUGGACAGUGAAACAUAAACAGAACUGAAAUAUAUAUAUUUUGCUUUACAAAAGCGGCAAAAAACGGUGAUGUAUGAUUAAUUUAAUGAAUUUUAUAUGUGUAACAGCGUAAUAAACGUAAGGGAUCAUUCAAACAUUACGUAAUAUUUGAAGG
Anopheles funestus (African malaria mosquito) is the source of this 6407-nucleotide messenger RNA. Its product is annotated as lachesin-like. The transcript has 10 exons. The coding region runs from base 2648 to 4006 and encodes 452 amino acids. Lineage: Eukaryota; Metazoa; Arthropoda; Insecta; Diptera; Culicidae. Gene Ontology annotation, cellular component: neuron projection. The record is from RefSeq and is a predicted model, not a curated record.